Molecule: messenger RNA, 678 nt
Organism: [Candida] anglica
Lineage: Eukaryota; Fungi; Ascomycota; Pichiomycetes; Serinales; Debaryomycetaceae
Source: the annotation of a GenBank genome assembly
AUGAUUUCCCCAAAAUACGCCACUACCCAUUAUUUCUAUUCUGCUACAGAACUUUCUGGUUCAAAAGUUUCUCCCAACAUUGUCAAUGUCUAUUUAGAUUACAAUUGUCCUUUUAGUGCCAAAAUCUUUUUCAAAUUGAAAGAAACGGUAAUUCCAAGUCUUCAAUCAAAACAUCCAAACAAGUUUCAAUUUGUAUUUGUAAACGUGGUUCAACCAUGGCACCCAAACUCUGUAUACCUUCAUGAAUUCUCUUUGGUAGUUGCCAAUCUUUUACGAGAAUUCAAAGAUGAAGUCAAUACUAACAAACUUUUCUGGGAAGUAUCUGAUGUUUUAUUUAAAAAUAAAGAGGAAUUUUACGAUUCCGCCAAUGCUGACUUGAAUAGAAAUGAUAUCUACAAGCAAAUUGCUUCCUUGCCAGGAAUUGAAUCUUUAAAGUUGCCAUUCUCAAAAGAUGCUAUUUUAGAACAGUUACUUAUUAAGGUUCAAAAGGAAAAGGGGAAGCAAAGCAAUGGAGGUAAUGGUGCGACCAAUGACAUCAAAUACUUUACAAAGUAUUUGAGAGGUGUUGGUGUUCAUGUAACACCUACAGUUAGUAUCAAUGGUAUUGUCAACAACGAUGUUUCUAGUGGUAAUGAACCGGAAAGCCUUGUUAAAACAUUUGAAGAUGCUCUGGCAUAA